CACCAAGUUCCCAUUCACUCCUGUCCCUGUGAAGAGUGAAGAUGAUGAAGAGGAAGCUCAGUCCUCACAGCUUCAUCAAAGACAAACUCAACACAUGGAAACCGAAGCUGAUAGAGAGGACUAUGGAGGACCAGAACCAGCCAGGAACUCACAUCCACUUUUACAACCAGAGACUGAAGACCAGACUGGAGACUCUUCUGAACCUGACACUGAUGACAGUGCUGAUUGGAAGGAGACCAGAGAACCUCAGUCAGCUUUAAACUCUCUGAAACAUGAUUCAAGAUGUAAGAAACCAUUCAGCUGCUCUGAGUGUGGGAAAAGAUUUGGCGUCAAGUAUAGUCUGAAGACACAUAUGAGAAUCCACACAGGAGAAAAACCUUUUAGCUGCUCUGAGUGUGGUAGAGCUUUCACCGAUGGUGGAACCAUGAAGAGACACAUGAGAACUCAUUCUGGAGAGAAAUCUUUCAGCUGCUCAGUUUGUAAGAAAUAUUUUUCACAGAGUGGAUAUUUACAGAAACACAUGAGAAUCCACACAGGAGAGAAGCCUUUUAGAUGCUCAGUUUGUAAUAAAUCUUUUACGCUGAGUGAAAAUUUACUGUCACACAUGAGAACUCACACAGAAGAGAAGCGUUUUAGCUGCUUAGUUUGUAAUAAAUCUUUUACACGGAGAGGAAGUUUACGGUCACACAUGGCCGUAGUCCACACAGGAGAGAAAAGAUUCAGCUGCAGUGUUUGUAAUAAAUCUUUUACACAAAGUGGAAGUUUACAAAGACACAUGAUAGUCCACACAGGAGAAAAACCUUUUAGCUGCUCUGAGUGUGGUAGAGCUUUCACUGAACGUGGAACCCUGAAGACCCACAUGAUGACUCAUUCUGGUGAAAAACCUUUUAGCUGCUCAGUCUGUAAGAAAUCUUUUACACAGUGUGGAGCUUUAAAGUCACACAUGGCCGUAGUCCACACAGGAGAAAAACCUUUCAGCUGCUCAGUUUGUAACAGACGAUUUGCCCAGCGGUCUGAACUCAAAAGACAUAAAUGUGUUGGUCCGAUGGAAACAGAAGCUGAUGGAGAGGACUGUGGAGGACCAGAACCAGCCAGGAACUCACAUCCACUUUUACAACCACAGACUGAAGACAAGACUGGAGACUCUUCUGAACCUGAGACUGAUGACAUGAAAUAAUGUUUGUGCCCUUAAGUCCAACCAAAACUUCUAAGUAUCAAACAAAAAUCUUUAUGUAUCAAGAUCUAGAUAGAAGACAUUAUGCUGUGUGGUAGGAAAAAGUACACUCUUAUUUUAUUAGAUGUUGUUUUGUCUUGUAAUGUCUGUCAUAUAAUCAAUUAUAAUCAAGAAAUCAGACAAAUGUAACCACCCGAUAUUUUAUAGGGCACACAUAUAUAUUCACUUCUUUCUAAGUAACGUAUGUUUAGCAAGAUUAACUAUUAAUCAUGUAUCAAUAUGAGAGUUUAUUCAAUACACAUUGGGUUCAUGUUUUAAUUUUGUGUAUCAUGUUUAAGCACAAUUUAGGCCCAGCAGUCUCGGAGAGGAGACUUUUCUCUCUGUGUCAGCGAGACAGGAAGUGCAGGUUGAAAGCUAUCUUUAGUUUAACCAAGGGAGAUGUGAUGGAGGUAGCAUAGGGAAGUUAGCCUAGCACGGUGUUUCCUGUCAGGGAGAGGAGGAGUUUUCUCUUUGAAGCAAAGCUGAGAUGGACAUAUGAUGAUCUGUAUAAAACUAUAAAAACUCACUUGUGCAUUGCUAUGGUCCAAGGUAAUAUGAUCAGUGACACCAAAAUGAUUAAGGUCUUUUGGCAUGUAUAGUGUCUCCUAUGCCACUAAUUAGGCCAUGGUAAAGCUAAUAAAGUAAAGAAAUAUAAUCGUUUGAAUAUGACCGGUGUGGUACACCAGGACAUGCUGAGUACCCUCCAGGAUGAAAUAACGUGAAAUCAUUUGAAGUAAACCAUCUGUUGACUAGCAUGUACGUUAGUAGUUAUUGUCUGGGUCACAACGACCUAGGUGUACUUAAGAAAAGGAAGAUGAGAGGACUGUUAGAAGUAAAAAUAUCAACAGUUCAGGUCCAUCUAAAGAUGUAACAAACAUGAGGUAACUGUGGGUGUGAAUGUGUCCAAAUGACACCGCCCAAAACGCUGUAUAAGAAGAGUCAUAUGAAACUUAGAUUCAGUUGUCUAAUCGACUGACUAUCACCAGUGAUCAGUUGAUGUGUCUGAGGCAGCUCUGUUUGUUUGUUAAAAUGUAACUAAUAAAUCUGCAUGGAGUGAAUAUCAA
Molecule: messenger RNA, 2277 nt
Organism: Perca fluviatilis (European perch)
Lineage: Eukaryota; Metazoa; Chordata; Actinopteri; Perciformes; Percidae
Product: gastrula zinc finger protein XlCGF8.2DB-like
Exons: 1
Coding region: 95-1177 (360 amino acids)
Biological process (GO): regulation of immune system process; negative regulation of transcription by RNA polymerase II; regulation of cytokine production
Source: RefSeq, a predicted model, not a curated record